AUGGUGUUGCUAUUGGAGGUGGAUGGCAAGGACUGGUGGCUUAGAUCAACUUGGGUUGUUGGUUAUUACAUUUUUGGCCUCCCACUUGGGUUCCUUCUUGGUUAUAAAGCAAACUUGGGAGUGAAGGGAAUUUGUGGAGGCAUGGUAUGUGGAACUGCUCUUCAAACGUUGCUUCUUUUGAUAGUGCUUCAUAGAACCCUCUGGAACAAGGAGGUUGAACAAUCUUCGGAGUGA
This is a messenger RNA of Prunus armeniaca (apricot), 234 nucleotides long. The record is from the annotation of a GenBank genome assembly. NCBI's taxonomy places the organism in Eukaryota, Viridiplantae, Streptophyta, Magnoliopsida, Rosales, Rosaceae.